This is a messenger RNA of Cladophialophora yegresii CBS 114405, 2235 nucleotides long. RefSeq lists its product as uncharacterized. NCBI's taxonomy places the organism in Eukaryota, Fungi, Ascomycota, Eurotiomycetes, Chaetothyriales, Herpotrichiellaceae. The record is from RefSeq and is a predicted model, not a curated record. Gene Ontology annotation, biological process: attachment of mitotic spindle microtubules to kinetochore. Bases 1 to 2235 code for a protein of 744 amino acids. The transcript has a single exon. Gene Ontology annotation, cellular component: Ndc80 complex.
AUGUCGCAGCCUCCUGGUCUCUUCAGUGUUCGUCGCCCGCGCGAGACUCUGGGUAAUAUCACGAAUCUCUCAGCCAUCCCUCAACCAGCUUCCACUGUCAAGCGGGCUUCUUCAAGCGCCGACUUUCACACAGCGCAGCAUGUCCGAUCAACCUCAAUCAACCACAGCAUCCAGCGCCCUGCGCAACCUGUGUUCCAGCGAUCAUCCUCUGGAGGGAACUUGGCAGAUAUGGGCAUGUCAACAGCACGGAGAUCUACAUCAGUCAACAUAUUCGCUAAUCAACAUACUGGCCGGCAAAGUCUUGCGCCGAACCAACUGUUUGGCUCACAGACGCCGGCGACUCAAAGCCUCCAGAGGAGAAGCAGCAUAUUCUCUCGUCCUCCUGGCCAUGCGCCAGCCGUGCACCAGUCCUUCUUCUCACAACCGCCGCCCGCUGCUGGCGCCCCGAAAGACCCGCGACCUCUCCGAGACGGCUCGUAUAGAGCGCGCAUCAGUCAAGAACUUCUUGACUACCUGACCCAGAACAAUUUCGAGCUCGAAAUGAAGCACUCGUUGACCCAGAAUUCAGUCAAAUCACCAACACAGAAAGAUUUCACGUUCAUGUUCCAGUGGCUGUACAGACGGAUUGACCCAGGCUACAAAUUUCAGAAAAGCAUUGAUGUCGAGGUCCCGCCCAUCAUGAAACAGCUCAGAUAUCCCUACGAACGAGACAUUACGAAGUCUCAUCUGGUCGCUGUAGGAGGACAGAACUGGCCCCGCUUUCUAGGCCUGCUGCAUUGGAUGAUGCAGCUCGCUCAGAUGCUGGACAAUUUCACGCGGGGCGCAUACGAUGAUGCAUGUGCUGAGGCCGGCGUUGACGUGGCCAGCGAUCGCAUAGUAUUCCGCUUCCUGUUCGGCGCCUAUCAAGACUGGCUCCAGAUGGGACCCGAGGACGAUGAGGAAAGCGAGGAGGCCGCGCUGCAACCGCAUAUUCAAGCUCUAAACGAAGAGUUUGAACGUGCCAAUGCCAAGCAUGCCGAAGAGUUGAGACUUUUCGAAGCAGAACAUGAAGCCUUGAAAGCACAAGUCGACGAAUUCGAGCGAAAUGCACCGGACAUUGCAAAAUUGGACAAGCACUUCAAGAUUCUCGAAGACGACAAAAAGAAGUUCGAAGAGUAUAAUGCAAACGUGCAAGCCAAGAUUGAAAAGUACGACUCACGCAUAAAAAUCCUUGACGCGGAAAUCCAGAAAGUCGAAGCAGACUUGGCCGCCGUCGAGCAAGAACGCCAGGCGCUGCAACACAGCGUGGACCGUCAGGGAUUGAACAUACAAGACAUCGACCGGAUGAACACCGAACGCGAACGGCUUGCAAAAUCACACGAAGACGCACUCGCUACUCUCGACGAGGUGAACAAAAGAGUCCUAGAAAAGGAAGCCGAAACAGCCCGCAAACUCGAAGACCUCGAGGCAACCAUCAAACGCUACAACAGCCUGGGCUAUCAAAUGUCGGUGAUCCCAUCGACAGCGGUCAACGCAAAAGACCAAGACUACGAACUCAGCUUGAAUCUCUCGUCGGACAAUUUCUCAUCUUCGACUUCCCAACGUCGCCGCAGUCGCGCAUCGCCCGUUGAAUCCGAUCGCCUCCUCGCCGACACCAAUACGGGCUAUUCUCCCUCGCAUCUCCUGAACCUGGACCUUCGAGGCACGGUUCGCAACGCGUUCAUAUCUCUGCGCAAGGAAAUCAACGAGCGUAGAAAAGCCCUGUCGGAGUCAGACCUCAACGCGCGUGACUUCUUGGACAAUAUCUCCGAAGCUCUCCAUGAAAAGAACACCGAGAUUGACAAUUUGAACUACCGCGUCAACGAGGCUGGGAGGUUGUAUGGCGUGCUCAAGGAGAACGGGACGACGCAGCACACGCAGCAGACCAGCGCGAUUGAGAAGCUAGAGAAAGAACUCAGUCGCAUGAGAGAAGGUCUGGCUAGGGGCGUCGUAGAGCUCGAGCAGCGCGAGAUGGAGGUCCACAUUGCAUACGAGUAUAUGCGGGAGGAGAGUGCCCGGGUGCGGGAGGAGCUGCACGGCGGCAUCGAGCGGCUUCUGGAGGAUGUGAUUCGAUUCAAGGUCCACGUGCAGAAAGGCCUGGAGGAGUUUGAGGGCUGGGUAGGCGAGGAGGUCGAGGUAGAGCUGUUGGGCGAUGAGUUGGAUAAUAUGACGCUGGAGGCCCAGGAAGGGUCGGCAAAGAAAGAAGACGUGUUUUGA